UAGCAACUCUACCGGAGGCAUGGCAGGAGUCUAAUCGUGGGCCCCUUGAUCUUGACUUCAGUCAGCUCCCUUGCCUAGGUCUGGUUUGCCGCUGCCCAGGGCCGAGGCCGAGCGUAUGACCUGUCUUCGAAAACAUCUGGACGGAAGGCCGGUCGGGGGCGGUCCGAGGACGACUGGCCUUGCCGGGGCCGAGUGCAGAAUACCGCCAAGGUGGUCUUCGCCGGUCCUUUGCCUUGGUCCCGCCAAGUGGGCUUUGGCGAAGUUGGGCUGGGCCGUCUUCCUGUUUGGCUGGAUACCCCCAUUCCCGGGUAUCCAUCAGACGUCGGUCACCACCACCAGCGUCUUCUUCUUCCUUGGAGUGCACGGACAGAGCCGGCGAAGAGGAACGGCAGAGGGCAGCGUCCCCUUUGCUUCAAAAUUCGUUUUUUUCGAUUAAUUGAGGGAUACUACAGCUUGUCCAGGUAGACACUGAGGGAAGAUUUUUGAAGGAGUUGAAUGGAAGAUAAAUUCCAUGACAUAUGCUAGAUUAUAUAUAUUCUUCAAUUAAAGAAGAUGUGAACCU
Messenger RNA from Cuscuta campestris, 562 nucleotides. The record is from the annotation of a GenBank genome assembly. Lineage: Eukaryota; Viridiplantae; Streptophyta; Magnoliopsida; Solanales; Convolvulaceae.